AUGCAAAAUUCGGAUUCACAGAAAAGCAAUUCGAAGAAAUCUCCAUCAAUGUCACCAUACUUGGCAUCUCUUUCGGAGAUGCAAGUUCGCAAGAAGGUUUUGAGUCCGAUAGCAUUUCAUGCAGCAAGCGUUGCCUCGAAAUUGUUUGGAGGAACCAACUGCACUUUACAGGAAGUAUUGUCGUAUGUUGAGGAUGAAACUAGUAACAAGAACAAGAAUCAGGGAGGAAAACUGCAAGAAACUCAAGGAAAAGGAGGAGGACAAGGCGUCGUCAUAAAACAAGGAAUUCCUUUUGAAAAACCUCCAAAGCCUAAAACAGUGACUUUAAACCAAGUUCCUAGCGGUACCAAAAACAGCAACAGUAUUCACAUGAACAACCUAAAAUCAAAAUCGUCUACUUCAUCAGCAACAGAUCAUCUCAACUCAGCAUUUACCUCGUUGAGACAAGCAGAAAAAUCUUUUUCAUUUGCAGAAAUCAGGAGCAAUAACAAGCCACCAAAUUUUAUCAAAAACAUUGCUCGUACACCUCGACCGUCAUCUUCCCGAGCCAGCCUUGGGAGUGAGAUGAAACUUCCAACUGGGCGUAAAGGGUCAGAUCAAAGCAAAAAGUCAUCAGAAGAACCUGAACCAAUUCCAGUGACAAAGCUAAAGUCAAUCUUAAAGCUCUCUUCGUCGAGUAAUUUGGGCAUCAGCAAAGUCAGGCCAAAAACAGUUAACAAACUAAAGACAACCACCUUGAAUAAGUGUGACCUACAUAAUAAGAACAUUGGGGACAAUAUGGGUAUUUCCAAAGACGGAAUGUGCAAUAAGAAGGUGACAUUUCUUGAGAAAGUGGAGAUACAUCCUGUUCCCUAUGAAAGUCGAGGCAGUACAGAAUGGCAGUACAACUUGUUGCAGCAGAGAGAAAACGUCCUCAGGAACAUUUUUUCAGGACCUCGCCUCGGAUCUUUAAAUGACAGCUUUCUCUUCAGCAACUCAAGUUGGGGAGGACCACUGGAUAAUUGGGGAUUUGGGAUUACGCCGAACCGAAUUCGACGACCACCAAAGCCAUCGUAAUCAAUGCGUAAUCAUGACUCAGAGUAAUCCAGAGAAUGCUACUUAAUGGAUCGUACACAAUUAAUGUAAUGAUUAUUUCAUGAUUAUAUGCAAAUUAGAGUCGUCCUAUAUUGAAACUAAAUCGUUUAUUAGCUUAAUUGUAAUAAGAAACUAAUUAUUCGAAUAAAAUGUGGCAUGAUGGGUAAAACU
Folsomia candida is the source of this 1245-nucleotide messenger RNA. RefSeq lists its product as uncharacterized. The record is from RefSeq and is a predicted model, not a curated record. NCBI's taxonomy places the organism in Eukaryota, Metazoa, Arthropoda, Collembola, Entomobryomorpha, Isotomidae. The transcript has 4 exons. The coding region runs from base 1 to 1056 and encodes 351 amino acids.